AUGGGCCAACAGCAGGCUCUCCUCCAGUUCCAAGGUCAGCCUCAGCUUCCGCCUCCAGCUGGUUUCUUCAUACCCAACGCUCCCCUCCAGUUCGGCGCUCCUGCACCAACCCCUAUCCCUCUCUGGAUCCAGCCUCCUCAACAACAACAACAGCAGCAAGUUCCUCUCCAGGGAUACGGCCAGCCGGGUGAGGAACCAGUUGGAGUCAGACAGUUCAAUCAGGGGGUGACCGAGCGCCAAGGUCGGACUCAGGACGAACUCGAUGCUCUUGGCAUCGACGGCACCGAAUUUGUGGAAAAUCUCGACGACGCAGAUAUCGAAGGCGGUGAUGAGGCCAGCGACAGGGAACCCGACGUGGAGGUCGAGACUCGGAAGAUCAACAGUGCCACCAAGCAGAGAUACAAGUUUACCAAAGCCUUCCUUGAGGAGCACUUCAACGGAAAGGAUCCUUACGAAACGGAGAAGAAGGAGAUCAUUGCCAUUCCUCCCAUGAAGAGCGGUAUGGACCUAGUCACGGCUCUCUGCAAGAACCUCGAGCUGGCCAUCGAAUUGGGCAAGCAUCUUCGUGGCGAGGAUAUCCUCAACCUCUACAUUGCCUGCCGUGGCUUCCGUGAGGCCUUGGAUGGCCACAUGCUCUCCUCCAUCCGAGAAUGGAUCAGAAGCAGAGCCCCCGAGGCUGGUAGGCUGUUCCCCUGGCGAAGUGUUGCAAAGUUCCUCGUUCCAGACCCCGCCAAGCGCUCCAGCUCCGAUACCGACAAGACUCCAGGAGGGGUCCGCCUCAUCCCCGGUAUGAAGUAUCUCCAGAUGAUACUUGGCCGGGACCGAUACUGCCGUCAGAUUCUCGCAGUCAUGGCUCGUAUGGGCCUUCGAGUCCCCGACACGAUGCACACCACUCUGCUGCGCAUCUGGCACCUCCUUGAGGUCGCCACCUGCUCUCAGAGAUCCCAGCUGAUGGCUGACACCAAGAUAUGGACCGAUCAGCACCUCUACAACGCUCAGUUCUUCUUCGUCAAGCUGACCAUGGCCUUCAACCACCCCUUCUUCAGACCCCACUCCCACGAGAUGCUCCAUCUCAUGAUGGGCCAGCGCGGCCUGUACCCCCUGUGGCAGUGUCUCACUCGCAAGAAGUUCAGAACCAUUUCCGAGAUCGUAGAGCUCAAGGCCCGCUACGAUAUGAACCUCCCUCCCCCGGCGUGGUUCAAUCCUGCCCGCCAUUUCAUGACCAACUUUCAUGGAGUCCCCUUCCGCGAGCUUGGCGUGGUUCACUGCGAGGGCUGGGGAGCAGGCACUCGCCAUCUGCUUCGCCCAGAUGAGUUAGUCGUUACUGAAUCCAUCAACCGUUCGCUUGAUCUUGACAAACACUUGAAUCACAUGCUCGUCUGGGGCUACAUUGAUUUCAAGACCGGAGAGAACCUUGUCCCCACCGAGGAGGAGAUGUACAUGUCUGACGAGGAAGAGGUUCUUGAAGAUGUUGACACCACGUGCUGGUGGCAGAAGAGGCACGCCCUAAAGAAGCGAUGGACAGAGUUGACCCCUGAGCAGCGACAAGAGAUCGAGGAGGAUGAAGAGGACGAGCGCCUACGUGCCAUGGCCUGGUCUACGCAAUACGACCCAGAUGAGAGAAACGACCGCCACGCGAGUAAAUGGGACUCUGAGAGCGAAGACGAGUCCGAUCAAGAGUACGACCCCAACGUCGAGAUCAACCGCGGCUACCGCAUGCAGGCCCUCCCCAAGGACCAACCCUCGCAGGUCCCCGCCCUCGACGACAAAGACGCCUGGCGUAGUCUCUGCUCCGAAUUCCUCCUGACGACGCAGGUCGAAGUGAGCGAUGAAGCGUUCGCAAAGGCCACUGAGUGGCUCAAGUUCUCCAAGGCCAACAUGGUCACCCCCUUUGACCGGGAUCGCUACGACAUAGGUGAUCCCUUUAUGCGGAGCCGGGUCGACUGGAAGCCGCCUCCCGAUCGUUAUGUAAGGCCGUCGUCUGAGGAUGAAGAUGAUGGCGAUGACGAAAUGGAGGAGGAUGGUGACGAAGGCGGCGAAGAAGAAGGUGACGAAGAAGAUGAAGAAAGUGAGGAUGAAGAGGACUAUGAGGACUAUUAUGAUGAGGAUGAUGAGAUGCAGGAAUGA
Molecule: messenger RNA, 2127 nt
Organism: Fusarium vanettenii 77-13-4
Lineage: Eukaryota; Fungi; Ascomycota; Sordariomycetes; Hypocreales; Nectriaceae
Exons: 2
Coding region: 1-2127 (708 amino acids)
Source: RefSeq, a predicted model, not a curated record